Diaporthe amygdali is the source of this 894-nucleotide messenger RNA. RefSeq lists its product as uncharacterized. The coding region runs from base 1 to 894 and encodes 297 amino acids. NCBI's taxonomy places the organism in Eukaryota, Fungi, Ascomycota, Sordariomycetes, Diaporthales, Diaporthaceae. Gene Ontology annotation, biological process: DNA recombination. The transcript is spliced from 3 exons. The record is from RefSeq and is a predicted model, not a curated record.
AUGAACACGCCAGCAGCUAAGCGAAGGCGCGUCGACGCCGCCAACAAAACCCUCAGGAAGCCAUUCCACUCGCCGCUGCUCAACCGGCGGCCAGGCACGGGAGAUGAGAGCACGCCAGGAUCCAGCAAGACACCAGAGCCAAACGCCAACAAACAGCCGUCCGAGGAUGUCUACUCGCCUUGCUCGCCGUCGGUAUCGAAACAGCCUCAGGCAGUGAGGCCAGCGCGGUCGCUGGGGAACCUGCACCACACCCGGCCGGCGUCGCCUUUGAAACUAUCCAUAGCUUCCGGGCCUCCUCAGUCUGCCAAGAGGAAAGCUACAGGCUCGGGUGAGGACGACGUCGGGCCGGACCACGACAACCCGUUUCUUGCUCUUGUCAGAGCCCACAAGACGGCUGGCCGCGAUGCCGUUAUGAAAGACCUGGAUCGGCGGCUGGACACCGUCGAGCAGGCGAGGAAGAUCGAGGCUGCGUCCGAGGAGAGCCGACCCGGGGAGCCUGUGGACCAGGAGCUGAGGGACCUCAUUGCCAAGUGGAAGGGAGCAAGUCGGCUGGCCGCUGAGGAGUUGUUUGAGACUGUCAAGGAGCGCGUUGAUAACGCUGGGGGCUCGAAGGCAUGGAAAGAGAUGCAGCAGAGGCAGUUGGAGUUCUACCAGGGAUUUGAUCAGGAGUCACCCUCCAAGUCGAAAGUUUCAGACGAGGACUUUGAAUCGGAGUACUCGCAAGACGUUCAGUCUCACCUGAAAGAGGGCAGGAGAGCCCAGAAGGCUGAAAACGUACCUGACGAGGAUGAUGAGCCCGAAUUCAACAUGGCACACAUGCUCCAUAGCCUGAACAUAGAUCUUUCACUCCUGGGAUACGAUGAGAAAGAGGAUAAAUGGACCAAUGAGACCUAG